Messenger RNA from Paramuricea clavata, 2684 nucleotides. The record is from the annotation of a GenBank genome assembly. Lineage: Eukaryota; Metazoa; Cnidaria; Anthozoa; Malacalcyonacea; Plexauridae.
UUGUUUCCAGCUGAUGCUGUCCUAAAGGAAGAAGUGCGUUUGGAUAAAAAUCUUGUUUGUGGGCCUGUCAUCAGAGUUUCUGGUCAGACGACUCCAUUCCUCAAAGCAGUUGGUGUCGAGCUCACAUACUCCCACCGCGACGUGGUUAAUAUCGAAGAAGAAUUUCUACCAGUUGGAAAAAGGGUCAAGUUUACAACUGAGUAUGGGCUGUUGCUACGUAGCCACAAGGAGACUGAGUCGAAGUCCAACUGGCAAGCAUUCAAUGACAGUAACGAUGUUUAUAUUGUGCGAUCAAGAGAGGACCAGCUUAAGUUCUCAUUUUCAGUGGAACAUUUUUCCGAGUAAGUGAUUAUGACAUUUGCCGAGUCCGUGAUUAUUGGGGGGGGGGGGGGGGUGUUACCCCCCAACACCCAACACCCCCUCUAGCUACGCCCCUGAAUACACGUGGGUUUCAUUAGUUUUGAAGGGGAACUUAGUAGAGGAAAUACGUAUUGAAAUACACGACAACAAUUGUUGAAUGAGGUUAGUGACGGAUAAAUAGACUAGAAAAGUAGAGACUACGAUUUAUAUGAUUCGUUUAAAAACAACCCUGCAACCGUCAUCUUGUCUAAUUUUAGUUAUCUCGCGAUCGUGUGCACGAAGAUGAAGGCGAUUCUUUCGUCACCGUGGACCUUGUUUACGGUGAAUUAUAACGACCCAAUUCCUUAUAAUGGGGUCGUUUCCGCUGUGCACAAAACUGAUAGUAACCCGAAAACACUUCGUGCUGUGUUGGCGCCCAAACACUGUAUACGUCAUUUGAAAUUAAAUGAAAAGGUUUUCAUGCAUCGCCUCAGACCUGGAGAUCCAAUAUACUUCUGUGUUCCCAUGUCAGAUAGCAGUCAUCUCCCUAUUAAGGAUCAUACUUUGUGGUAAGUCUUAAAUUUAUGAUGUAAUAUUUCUGUUUUGUGAAAAACACCACGUUUAUUUGCUCCGCAAAGCUUUUAGUUUGUGUAGCUGGCGGUCUUAAGGGGUUGGAGUUGAGGUGCGGGCAGCGAAAAUUAGGGAGGCGAUGCGCGGGAAAGACGGAAAUAACCCGAACCCCCUUAAAACCGCAGAAUACAAAGGCUAUUAUUAGGCCUCGAUCAUACUGGAUCAUAUAAGAUAAUAUAAUAAAUAGUUCUUAAUUUAUUCUUAUUUAUAAAAAACUCCUAGCUUCCCGUCCAAAAAUUAACGUCGAUGACGUGAGAUGAACCAAUUUGGCGUUAGAACUCGCGUGAACUUUAGAAGUCGAUUAUCACAAAUUGAAAAUGGUCUUUUUUUGCGUAUAAUACAGCAUAUGUUUAGUUAUAUGUAUAGGUAAUCAUGCGAUGGCGAGUACAAUUAGGGAUUUAUUGUACGAGUGAUGUUUGGAAAUUUUGCCAAAAUUGGACGAGCCGCCGGGGCGAGUCCAAUUUGGCAAAUUUCCAAACAUCACGAGUACUAUUAAUCCCUAAUUGUACGAGCAACAUCGCAUGAUUGCUUGUUUAUUAUUAACAUGACAAAAUUGGAUACGUGCUUCUCAAUGUCAACUCAUAUUCUCUCGCCAAAGCCCAGUUCUGCCAGACUUUCAACCAAAAUUUGGUGCUUUUGUUUGUAUUUUCAUUUAGUUCUUUUGUUAAUUAAAGCAAAAUUUGGUGCUUUUGUUCGUAUUUUCAUAUAGUUCCAUCACGGCAAUUUCAUUUCACAUCUGUUUAAAAUACCUUUCCGCCAUUUUGUUUGUUUUGGGAAAAUCAUUAAUUGUCAGCAUCCAGUAAUUUUGUCAUUCUAAUAAUAAGCUUAUUUAUAAACCACCAAACUAGGUUCAUCAACUUUGUCAAAGCGCGAAGGGACAGGAAUAAACUCCAUCUGUAGUAAGCCAUUAUAGAAUUGCGUCUGAAAUAUUUUGAAGCUGGAAAGUCUCGUCGUAUAUAUUCUAUUGUUGCAGCAAGACACCAAUACCUCGAUAUAAAUGCUAAAGGAGGUAUAAUUCAAACUAUUAUAUUCAUAAUGCUAGUGUUUAGACGGCAAAUUGACGCGGCAUCAACGUUUUAUAAAGUAUUUAUGUAUCAACGAUAUUGUAUUAUCCUAAAGGCUUAGUAAGCAAGAAAUUGUUUGCGCAUCAAUUCCUACAAAUGCAUUACAAUUUACAAACAAGGCUAUGAAUAUUUAAAGUUAUAGGGGAUAUUCAGGGAUAAACGUUUGGAUAAUAAGGACUAGAGCUUGGAUAAUUUAUGGAUAACUUCCGUACGAAAUUACGUAAUUUUUGACAAAAACAUGACGUAGGCAAUUUUGUGAAUGACGACGGAAAUUGGAGAAAAGUCAAAAUAAGUGCCGAAACCUGGAGUUACGCGUGGCCAUUCGCAGGUUGGAAACUAGAAUUUGAGGGGUUGCGCUGCACCACUGGCGCCCCAACCAGUCCUGCGUAAUGCUUUAACCUAUUUUGCUGUUUCCUAUGUAGGUUUAAUCCUGAUGAGGUAUCGGAAAUACAGAGCAAUACAGAUGAUGAUACUGAUCUGAAUGGGAAAUACAUGCAUUUCUUGAAGGAUAAAGAGUGCAAUAAUUGCGGAAAUCAUGAUAUAUCAACACAAGAAGAUGGUCGUGCGAAGGUACCAAUCCAUAUUUCCGAAGCUGAACCAGUUCAGGUUGGUCGAUGCGUAUUACCGUUUGAGGCUUUUCAUUAUCUGUGA